AAUUUUUCUAUAAUUUUAAAAGUAUUUAAGCCAGACCAACGCAUCACACAUUUAUCAGUUUUAUUCUGCUCGUCUGCAAUAAAGCAACUAACAAGCCACAAACAAGCAAAAUGUUCAAAUAUUUCGCACUCGUUUUCGUCGCCAUCUUCGCCUUCGCCGCUGCCGAGCCUAAACCUGCUGUGGUUGCAGCGCCAUUCGCCUAUUCAGCUCCUCUGGUUGCCUCUCCCUACUCCGCUGCCUAUGCUGCCCCAUAUGCUGCUUACGCCGCCGCUCCCUAUGCCGCCUACGCUUCACCUUACGCUUCACCCUACGCCGCCUACUCUGCUUACCCAUACAGCGCCGCCUAUGUGCUCCGCAAGUAAAUGAAAACUAGUGGAAAGGAACCAAAUUGAAGGAUUAUGAAAAUGGAAAAAUAAAACAAAAAGCAUAAACGAUA
Molecule: messenger RNA, 436 nt
Organism: Bactrocera oleae (olive fruit fly)
Lineage: Eukaryota; Metazoa; Arthropoda; Insecta; Diptera; Tephritidae
Product: cuticle protein 38-like
Source: RefSeq, a predicted model, not a curated record